Messenger RNA from Eleginops maclovinus (Patagonian blennie), 844 nucleotides. Its product is annotated as immediate early response 3-interacting protein 1. The coding region runs from base 106 to 354 and encodes 82 amino acids. Gene Ontology annotation, cellular component: endoplasmic reticulum membrane; COPII-coated ER to Golgi transport vesicle; Golgi membrane. Gene Ontology annotation, biological process: endoplasmic reticulum to Golgi vesicle-mediated transport. The record is from RefSeq and is a predicted model, not a curated record. The transcript is spliced from 3 exons. Lineage: Eukaryota; Metazoa; Chordata; Actinopteri; Perciformes; Eleginopidae.
UGAGAAGCGCGAGCUGUCACUCGGUUUGACCCUCUCAGCCACCGUAGGCUACGUCAGAUGUAAAUACUGUCUGUUAGCAUUCAGCUAGCUAGCUGUGAAGACAACAUGGCUUUUACUUUGUAUUCUCUCAUCCAAGCAGCGAUUCUGUGCGUCAAUGCGGUCGCUGUGUUGCACGAAGAAAGAUUUCUGAGUAAAAUUGGAUUUGGUGUAGACCAGAGCGUUGGAGGUUUUGGGGAUGAACCGGGCGUCAAAGUGCAGCUGAUGAACCUCAUCCGCUCUGUGAGGACAGUGAUGAGAGUGCCGUUAAUUGCAGUGAAUGCAGUCUGCAUAGUGCUGCUGCUUCUGUUCGGAUGAGGAGGAGGAGACCCCUUCAUCACCUUGGGAAUUCUUCUGCAGAAUCAUCUGAUCUCUUUGACUCACAACGUGUCUCCUGUUGGCCUCAAUAUGAUUGUUAUCACAUAAUAUAAAUGCAUUGGAUAUUUUUUAUGCCAGUUUUAAACAGCACAAUAUUUACAAUUCAGUAUCUGGUUUAUGCCAAGUAGCUUUUUGAUUGUUGGUACAUUCAGAAGAAACAUUCAUAUAUAAAUAACAACAUACAAUGAAAAAAGGUUUCCUUACUCUUCAAAAUGAAGUUACAGUCAAAUCCCAACUACUUGUAAUAGAACAAUAACAUGCUGAAUAAGUAACACAUCGUUCUCUUAAUGGUUUCUUCAAUUUUCAAAGGAUACUGAAUGUAAAAUGUCCAUGAAUUAUAUACUGAAUACCUGUAAUUUAACUCCUGUAUACAUGCUGUGAUUGUUGGAAUGCUCAAAAUCAAAGAGUUUUUAAAGACUUUCACAAAACA